Peronospora matthiolae is the source of this 1206-nucleotide messenger RNA. The record is from the annotation of a GenBank genome assembly. Lineage: Eukaryota; Oomycota; Peronosporomycetes; Peronosporales; Peronosporaceae.
AUGGAGAAGGCUCGUAGCAUGCUACACUACCAGGGUGUUAGUAUGGAAAGGUGGGCAGAGGCUGUAUGCACAGCAGUAUACUUGAUCAACCGUUCUACUAACACAGCUUGCUCAAACUCGACUCCAUUUCAGUUGGCCUACGAUAAGAAGCCUCGUCUGGACCAUUUGCGCGUAUUUGGGUUGCAAAAGUACGCCCACAUUGAAGAUGUGAAGCGGAAAAAGCUCGAUUCCAAGAGCUUUCGCUGUAUGUUUCGAGGGUAUGCUGAAAAUGUUAAGGGAUAUCGUCUCUAUGACUUGGACAAUCUUAAGAUCAAGACAUCACGUUCUGUCAACCUGGACGAGCGUGAGGUGGCCGGUAUAUACGACACGCGGUCGCCGCAGCUUGAAACAAUCGUCCGUGUGACCGCUGAACAUACUGAUGAGAAUCUAUCACCUGUGGAGAUAGAGCAAUUAACGGACGAGCCCAUGGAAGUCGAUGAAGACCCUGGUAUGGAUGUGGAGAUGGAUGAGGUGGAUGAGAUGGAACAUGAGCAGAUGGUCAAUUAUCCUCGACUCCGGUCAUCAGGACCUACAUCAGUUGGGCAUGAACUGACCGAAUGUUCUCCUCCGCAGCCAGUUUUCGAGGAAGACCGGUUGGUGUUUCACCCUGAGACAACAUUCUCAAGGCGAUCCAGGGAGUCAGAAUUGCUACUCGAGGACGAGAAAUUUGAUGACGAAGCACAUCAGUCAGAAUGGAGUGAUGGACCACCAUCACCAAAGCGUGACAGAAUCGAAGAUGAAGGGUUGCUGGCUGAGGAAGUAUUCACAUAUGCUGCAAAUUUUGACGGCAUUCCAGACACACCAAACACGUAUGCAGAAGCCACUGCUAGUGGUGAAGCAGAUAGAUGGAGUAAGGCUAUUGAUGCAGAGCUUCAUUCUCAUGCCCAAAAUCACACGUGGACCCUCAUUCCACGUAAAACGAACAUCCGGUCGAUUGGGUGCCGUUGGGAUUUCGCUAAGAAGCGGGAUGAGAGCGGUCAAGUUAUUAGAUACAAGGCUAGACUGGUGGCUCAAGGGUUUAAUCAGAAGUUUGGGGUCGACUUCUUCGAAACAUACUCGCCAAUGGCCAACAUGAACUCAAUCCGAGUUGUGCUUGCUGUGUGUGCGGCACACGCCUACAUGAUGGAGCAGCUGGACGCUGAUACAGCGUUUCUGAACAGUACGUAG